AUGCUCGCUUUACUGAAACAAUCCCGCCUCCCGAGUCGAGCUACAAAGGUUUUGAGGGUGUCCACAAGAUCGCUCAAACGCGAUUUUAGUGCAGGUCGACUUAUGGCACGCCACGGCUCCCACAAAGCGAUCUCCUUACAAUCACUGCUACAGGGCGUUGGAUUUGAAGAGCUGUAUCGAAUACGGUCAAACAUCGAGCUUCUGAUUCAGGAUUUCGCGAAACGGCCGAUUCUACCGGUUUCGUACGAGUUUUUGACGCAGUAUAAGGUGCCAUUGACCGCAAAUGAAAAGUAUACCUUGGCCAUCAAAACCGUUAAUUUGCUUCUCACAUACACAUGUCGACGCCUGGCUGCAAUCCAAAGGCUCCCUUAUAUUGCAGUGCUGAACCCCAAUAUUGAAGAAACCAAUCGUUUAUAUCUGCGGACACUAGAAAGCUUAUUGUCCAUCAAUUAUCCGUACGGGCUGCACGACCAAGAGAUCAUGACCCAGAAGCUCACCGAGUUUUUGGACGAUCACCAAGACACACUGGUUACGCUAUCGCGCGGCUUUCAGGAAAUAAUGGUGUCGUACCCAAAGGAGUCUGUGUUUGAAUUUUUGAAUUUGCAUUUGAGAGACCGCAUCUCCAUGAAACUCUUGGCAACGCAUUAUCUCAAUGUUGUGUCACAGAAGAAUCCCGAUGCAUCCCGAGUCGGCAUACUGCACAAGGACAUGCGCAUUUCGGAGCUGGUAUUGCGGGUGGAAGAGUUUGUUGGCGAUCUUUGUCGCGUGAAAUAUGACCACCAAGUACCUAUCAAGAUUUUGGAGGGCCAAGACGUUACGUUUCCCUGCAUACCAACGGAUUUGGAGUAUGUCUUGACAGAAUUAUUGAAGAACUCAAGUCGCGCCCACAUUGAGAACUCAACCCGCGAAAAUAAUUCUGCUGAGAAACCUGUGGAAGUGACCAUAGUUCGCAACGACAAUGACCUCGAAAUACGCAUUCGGGAUUUUGGCGGCGGGAUCUCGCCAGAAGUGGAAGAUCUCAUGUACGAUUACUCCUACAGCACUGUCAGUGCGAAUGCCAAAGACAGCGGUAUGAGUGCAUAUGUUUUGCCUGGCGCAGAUGUCUGCAAUGUUUCCGGCAUGGGAUUUGGUUUGCCCAUGUGUAAAGCGUACAUGGAGAUGUUCAACGGUUCACUUGACAUUCAGAGUUUGUGGGGGUGGGGGACGGACGUCUACGUGAGACUGAGAGGACCAAACUCACGUCUCUUGAGAUGA
Molecule: messenger RNA, 1254 nt
Organism: Lachancea sp. 'fantastica'
Lineage: Eukaryota; Fungi; Ascomycota; Saccharomycetes; Saccharomycetales; Saccharomycetaceae
Source: the annotation of a GenBank genome assembly